Molecule: messenger RNA, 390 nt
Organism: Alternaria alternata
Lineage: Eukaryota; Fungi; Ascomycota; Dothideomycetes; Pleosporales; Pleosporaceae
Exons: 3
Coding region: 1-390 (129 amino acids)
Source: RefSeq, a predicted model, not a curated record
AUGGAUUCUAUUCCAUCGACUUUCACUAUCGAGAUUGGUGGCAAACCAGUUGCAAACGUCGAAAAAGACGCUGAGGAUGGUUCUCAAGCAAAGCUGGGAGCCGUGCCAGCUAUCUUCAGCCUUAAGAAUAGCCGAUUGCAAUCUGGAGAUUGGAUCAUGGGACGCAAUCAAGUAGAGAACCGCAGCUAUCUGCCAAAACGAGUGUCCUGGUAUAAAGCAAAUGCAGAGAAUGAGAAGCUGGUACAGCUCGUGACAGCUAAGAAGGAGGGCGAGUCGUACCAGUUGAUCUUCAAAAAUGCAAAGUUGAUGGUAGAUGAUGAGGGCAUGGUUCUGGCCGAUCUACUUGGAGAGUCGCAAGCUGAAGUGAAAGUCAUUCUGCAAGACGGUUGA